This is a messenger RNA of Prorocentrum cordatum, 4158 nucleotides long. NCBI's taxonomy places the organism in Eukaryota, Dinophyceae, Prorocentrales, Prorocentraceae. The record is from the annotation of a GenBank genome assembly.
AUGGAGCUGAAUGAGGUCACUCACUGGAGUCACCUGCUCGAAGUGGGACGCGUCAAGGCAUUGGUCCGCGCGGCUCGCGAACAGAAAGGCAUUGACCAGAAGCGGUCCGUGCCCGAGGCGGGGGGCUCUCCCGCCGCCAAGAAUGUGGCGAUCGAGCCGGCCAUGCACUCAUCAGGCGGGGGCGGCGGCGCGGUCGGCGGGUCGCGCGUGCGUCGCCGGUCGUUCUCGUCGCAGGCGCCCCUCCGUGACCUGCCAGCGACGUCCUGGCCAUCGUCUGCCGCGGUCGACGCGCUGGAAGCCCGGGCAGCAAAGCUGCGGCGCGAGGGCGUGCCCCAUCCGCGCGCGUCGCCGGACCUCAAGACGCGGGGCGAGGGCUGGCUGCGCGCGGCCGCGGCCGCGUACGACGCGGCGGAGUGCAAGCCCGCGAAGGCAGCGAUGCCCCGCCAGGGGCCUCCGACGGGGAACGGCCGCGGUGGCCGGGGUGGCCAGGCGAGCGACCGCCGGGCCGACUGGCGAGUCGGGGUCGCGGGGAUGCGCUGGCCGAGCGCGAUCGCGCCGCGCGCUGGGCAUCGGGCCGGAGGCGCCAGCUGCCCGUCGAGCGAGCGUUGCAGCGCGCGACGCGAGUGCCGGGGGGGGCGAUGUGAGCCCCCAGACCGCGGCGACAGCGUGCAUGGGGAGGCGCGGGAUAUUUUCGCGCCCAUUUGGAAUGAGGCGUCCUUGGCGGGCGCGACCGAGGCUGUGCCGAAGCUCGAGUUCACGCGCCGCGCGUUGGGAUCUGCCCACGCGCAGCCGGCGUCUCCUGUCGCCGGUCACGAAAUUCGCGAUAUCUUCGCGCGGUCCGCGGCGCCCAGCCCCUGCGGUGUUGCGCGCGCGAGGGAAGGGUGGAUCUACGAGAUCGAACGCCUUGGCCGCUCUUUUGAAGACAGCGGCGACGCGGCAGCGGAGCGGCGCAGCCAGGCGCCACAGCAAUUCGAACCAAUAGUUCGCGAAGUCAACAUUCCGCUGCUCCGUGCGCUCGUGGCGCGGUCGAAGUACGGAGAUACAGUCAGGCCCGUCGACGACGGCAUUCGCGCCGGCAUUGCAGAGGCGACCUUGCCCGGGGAGGAACUUGUCGUGGACGGGGUGCGCGAAUGGGCUGGCGCGAUCGCUCGCGCGCUCGAGUCGGGCAUGCCUGAGCCGCGCGCGGCGUCGAAGCUGGCCUGGGCGCUAUCCUGGGCUAGCCAGUCUCUGUUCGAGCGGUUGGGCAGCGCGGUGUCCAUGUCGACAUUCGGGCAUCUCUUGUCGAACGCGGCGCUUGCAAUUUGUUUGGACAACCGCGGGGCGGAGCAGGCGGUGGCGCGAGGUGCGGUCGAGGCCGUUGUCGACUAUGCUGUUUCGUAUGCAAACCAGUUGGCCGCGCCCAGUGAAGGGCCUCGGCGCGCCCUCGACGGCGCCGCGGCAAUGGGCGCGCCUGAGUGCCGGCGCUUCGCCGCGAGGGACCUCCAGAUCGCCAGUGCGCUGUUCCGCGUGAGCGGCGCGUUCGCAAAUUAUUGCGGGCACUGGGCGCACGGCAUCCGAGCUGUUGUCGGCGUCGACGGUGCGAUCUCGCAGACGUGCUCGCCGCGAGGCGUGGGCCGCCCGCGGCCCGCUGGCGGAGCGAUGCGCGGGGUCGGCUACGGCUCUCCUGCGUCGCCGUGGUCCUCGGCGUACCUCGACUCGCCCAUGAGCCGCGGCAGCGACAGGGCCGACAUGCCCGUGAAUUCGCGGGUGCGCGUGAAGUUGGGCCUGGACUUCCAGCACUUCAGGGAGGGCGAUUGCGGCACCGUCACGAGCGUGAAGGCGGACUCGAUUCGGGAGGUGCUGUUCGAUGACCAGGCUGUCCCCUUGCCAGUGGCGCGCCGCCACCUGGAGCUCCUGGAAGGCCGUAGCCCGGUGGCCUCGGGGCGCGUCUCGCCGAAGCCGAGGCCCCCCCAGCCGGCGCCGGGCGCGGCGAUGCCCCUCCCCGGCCGGCCCCGCUCGCCCCUGCAGCCCCGGUCGCCGCUGGGCGGCGCGCCCUCCCCGGCCUCAGGCGCCGGCGCCUACGGCGCAGACAGCCCCGUCGGCCGUUGGCCCCUCAGCCCGGAGCGACAGCCCACCAGCGGCUUCGGGACCUACGCCGCAGACAGCCCCCUCCGCCACCGGCCGCUCAGCCCGGGGCCCACAGGCGGCCCCGGAGCCCGCGCCGCAGACAGCCCCGCCCGCCUCCGGCCGCUCAGCCCGGCCGGCACCCACGGCGCAGAGACGCCAGUCCGCCAGCGGCCGUUCAGCCCGGACUCCCACACGAGGUACCCCAUCGACGUCACGACGAACUCCGUGCUCCGUGGCGAGUCCGGCAGGUCACCGUCUCCGAGCCACUUGAGCGGGUCUCUAGGGCGACGAGCCGUGAGCAGCACCACGUCCCCCACCAUGGCCUCGUCGGAGGCCGCCUCGCUGCUGGCCUCGCUGCGCGAGGAGCGGCGGGCGCGGGAGGCGCUGGAGCUCCAGGUGAAGAAGUUGGUCGAGAACAACGGCCACUACAACCAGAUCUUGGCCUCCAAGGAGGCCGAUGCGCUCAAGGAGAACGACACCCUGCGCCGCUCCGUCGAGGAGCUGCGGAGACAGCUGGCCCAGGAGCGGGAGGAGAGGCGGCUGCUCCGCGACGACAAGCAGGACGUGGGAGGGCCGGGGACGCAGGCCUUGUCGCCGCGGCUCGGCGGCGCCAGCUACGGCUACGGCGGCAAGCCGUGCGUCGGCACGCCCUUGGGGGGAUCGUUCGGCACGCAGGGCCUGCGCAGCGCGGAGCAGGCGGUCUACGUGGCAGACAACAGCUGCCUCCACGCCAAGACCCCGGGUAUCCACUACCGGCUCAGCACCACCCUCAACAGCCUUGAUGACCCAGGGAAUCUCUUGAGGUGGGGCAGCAAAGUGAGUGGGAUCGAGUGCAUGGGCGGCGAGUGGCUGAAGGUCGAGGGCCACGGCUACUUGCCCAUGAGGUUGGACGGCGUACAGGUGCUGAAGCGGAAGGCGAGGACAGGCGACAAGGGGCUCUUCGUGGCUGCCUUCCUGCUUCGAGGGUGUCUGCGGGACGGCAUCGGGCCCGUCGCGGAGCCCGAGUGCACAGACGGCUGGCGCCAUCGUGGGCCAGGCGAGCCAGCUGGGCCUGCCGAAUCAGAAGGCUGUCAUCUGCAUCGUGGGCGCGACGGGCCUGCGCCCCGUCGGCCCAGGGUCCGAGUUCUUCUGCAAGUGCAGGAUCAGAGAUCAGAAGGUCGACGCCGCCGUGACGGCCCGGAGGCGAGAGCAGAGCCCGGUGUGGGAGUCCGGCCACGAGCUGGGCUUCGGCGAGAUCGCGGGGCGCAAGCUCGACUUCGAGCUGUACAGCUCGCAGACCGGCGAAGGGCGCGAGAGCGUCAGCUACCUCGGGAAGGCCACGAUGUCGGUGGACACUCAGUGGCUCGGUGUUUCGGAGACCUUCGAGGUCGACCUGCCGCUCAGCCGCUUCUGCUGCGGCGCAGGCUCCCUGAAGGUGAGGCUGUUCGGAGUGAAGCCAGUGCGCGUCAAGGCGCACCAGCAGACGGUGAAGGCGGCCACGUUCGAGGAGUUGGAUGCCAACGGCGAUGGGAAGAUCAGCCGGCAGGAGUUUCUCAACGCGUACCGGGAGGGGAGGGUCAAGUUCUCGAAGGACGGGAGCCUCGUCUCGCCCUGCGGCUCACCGCGGCCCCCCGGGCAGGCGAGCUCCGCCGAGCCCCGCGCCAGACCGGGCAGUGCCAGGGGGGUCCACCACCAGUUCCAUGCUCGUUCUGGGGACACCUCUGGGCAGCGGGGGGGACAGGGGCUGCAGGGUCAGGAGCCACGUGGCAGCAGGUGCCAAAGGCAGCAGGGCGGCAGCCCAACAGGAGGCAGUUUGAUGGCAGGGCAGUCCCCUGGGGGCCUGCGGCUAGUGAGGCCUCUCGCAGCGCCAACGUAUCCGGUGUAUCUUAUCUCGCAGGCGGCGGCGGCUGCAACGCUGCCUCCGCGUCGCGUGCCAUGCCAUCCUUCACAGGAGUUCGCUGGGCUGUGGCCACUGGCCAAGUGGCCAACAAACAGUUCGCCACCCGCGUGUUCUGGGGCUCCGGCUUAAAGCCAGCUCCCUCAACGUCACGUGCGUUUGCACGAUUUGUUUAG